AGAGCUCCCUCUCAUGACCACUGAGUAUCACACAAGCCUCCUUUUAUUCUCCCUGUUGCAUUCAACUAACAGCUCACUGGUUAAGUUUUAAUUGCUUCCAAUGAGGUCAGCAAAGGUAUUUAUUGAAAAGCCCUGAAUAAAAGGCUACACACACACACACACACACACACACACGCACGCACACACACAAGCACACAUGCGCUCACACACAGAGAGAAAAUCCUCUUGCCUGUUGAUUUAUGGAAACAAUUAUGAUUCUGCUGGAGAAUUUCUCAGCUGAGAAAUAGUUUGUAGCUACAGUAGAGAGGCUCAAGUUGCACAGGCAGACAACAGACAUGGAAUUCCUGUGUAUCCAGCUGUUAUAAACAGAACAAAAGUCAAGUAGCAAACAGUGCCGCAGCAACCGAGCUCAUUACAACCUGCUUUUCAUAAGGAUAUAUCAACACAGAGUUAUUUAAGGAGGAAUCCUGUAUUGCUACCAGAAGCUAAAAGGAUAAGUGUGCCCAUCUGGAAAGAGCAAGGACUCUUUCUUCAAUCAAUCUGCAGUUCACAGAUGGGACAAGGUCAAUGACCCAGGAGUAGCAGCCAACUCAAGACUGAGUUUUCAUUAUGGUCUUCAUGGACCCCCGGAGCACUACACUAUAAUGCACAAAUGGAUACUGUCAUGGAUCCUGCCAACUUUGCUCUACAGAUCGUGCUUUCUCGGUGUCUGUCUGGUGGGCACUCUAGCCUUAGCUUGCAAUGAUAUGGCCCCAGAGCAAAUGGCUACCAAUGCGAACUGCUCCAGCCCCGAGCGACAUACGCGAAGCUACGACUACAUGGAAGGAGGGGACAUAAGAGUGAGAAGACUUUUCUGUCGAACACAGUGGUAUCUGAGGAUCGACAAGCGAGGCAAAGUCAAAGGGACCCAAGAGAUGAAGAAUAGCUACAAUAUCAUGGAAAUCAGGACAGUGGCAGUUGGAAUUGUGGCAAUCAAAGGGGUGGAAAGUGAAUAUUAUCUUGCAAUGAACAAGGAAGGAAAGCUCUAUGCAAAGAAAGAGUGUAAUGAGGAUUGCAACUUCAAAGAACUGAUUCUGGAAAACCAUUACAACACAUACGCGUCAGCUAAAUGGACGCACAGCGGAGGAGAAAUGUUUGUCGCCCUAAGUCACAGAGGGGUUCCUGUCAAAGGGAAGAAAACGAAGAAGGAACAGAAGACAGCUCACUUCCUUCCUAUGGCAGUAACCUAAUCGCAGGGGGAAUAUAAGGAACCAGUUCCAGCAGGGAGAUUUCUUCAAGUGGACUGUUUUCUUUCUUUUUUCCUUUUCUUCUUCUUCUUUCUUUCUUUCUUCUUUUUUUUUUUAGUAACCAAGAAAGGCUGGAAAACUACUGAAAAACUGAUCAAGCUGGACUUGCGCAUUUAUGUUUAUUUUAAGAGACUGCAUUAAAGAAAGAUUUGAAAAAUAUACACAAAAAUCAGAUUUAGUUAACUAAAAGUUGUAAAAAAUUGUAAAACUGGUUGUACAAUCGUGGUGUUAGUAAUAGUAAUGUUUUUCUCUUAAGUUAAUUUACCCUUAGAGUAUGUUAGAUUUGACUAUCUGAUGAUUAUUUAAGUAUUCCUAUCUGCUUAUAAAAUAAAUGGCUGCUAUAAUAAUGGUAAUAAUGCAGAUGAUGUUGUGUGAGGUAUAUCAGACCUACAAGCUGCUGGAAGGAUUUGUCAGAUAAUCAAGCCAAUGCUAACUAGGAAAGAUGAGCAGUAUGUCAAGCGCUUUGCAGUGAAAACUUAUGACGAUCAAAAACUUAGGCACUCAUCAAAAAAAAAAGGACUAUUCUCAAAAUUUAUACUGUUGAAUUAAGUCAGAUACUUUUACACAAUUAUAGGGUUAGAGUGUGUGUAUACCUAUUAACAAGAACAAAACUCCUAAUGCUGCUCAAAUUGAGAGGGUAUCUCUAAAAGGAUAUUUUCUAAAAUCUUGUAUAUAAAAUAGCAGUAAUGAUGAUAAUACUGUAUUUCAUCUCACUUGCUACAAAGUAACAUUUUAUACUUCCUAAAAGUAAAAUUCAGAAAUCUUUAAGUUUUUUUUUAAGUAACAUAAUCUCUCUUUUGUAUAAUUCAUAUCUGGGAAUAUGGCUUUUAAUAAUGUUCUUCCCACAAGUAAUCAUGCUUUUUCUCUGUGGUUACAGCAUUAAACUCUAUUUUAAGUUGUA
Molecule: messenger RNA, 2187 nt
Organism: Cavia porcellus (domestic guinea pig)
Lineage: Eukaryota; Metazoa; Chordata; Mammalia; Rodentia; Caviidae
Gene: Fgf7
Product: fibroblast growth factor 7
Exons: 4
Coding region: 645-1229 (194 amino acids)
Biological process (GO): positive chemotaxis; positive regulation of epithelial cell proliferation; positive regulation of DNA-templated transcription
Cellular component (GO): cytoplasm
Molecular function (GO): type 2 fibroblast growth factor receptor binding; growth factor activity
Source: RefSeq, a predicted model, not a curated record